Molecule: messenger RNA, 603 nt
Organism: Plasmodium gonderi
Lineage: Eukaryota; Apicomplexa; Aconoidasida; Haemosporida; Plasmodiidae
Product: conserved Plasmodium protein, unknown function
Exons: 8
Coding region: 1-603 (200 amino acids)
Biological process (GO): chaperone-mediated protein complex assembly; protein folding
Cellular component (GO): cytosol; nucleus
Molecular function (GO): protein-folding chaperone binding; Hsp90 protein binding
Source: RefSeq, a predicted model, not a curated record
AUGUACCUCCUCAAAAUGAACACAUUAAUUUUAGCUUCAAUAAUUUGGAAGACAUAUUUCUGUUUAUUCUUGUAUCCCAUACUUGGUUCUACAACACAGCAAAAUGAAUUACCAACAAUUCGAUGGGGACAGAGCUCAAAGAAGUUAACUUUAGUCAUUUCCAUUUCAUCAGUUGAAGGAGAAAAGGUGGAAUUCACAGAAAGUAAUAUACACCUCACAGCGUCGAAUAAGCAAGGACAGAAUUUCGAACUAAAUUUGGAUUUACUAAGACCGAUAAACCCAAAGAAAUGUUCCUACACUUUAUCGGACGACAGCUUAAAGAUGAAAAUUGAGAAAACGGUCAAGGAACCGUGUUGGAAGCGCUUGAUAAAGGAAAAUAAAAAAGUGAACUUUUUGAUACGAGACAAAAAAUUAGGAGACCCCAAUGAUUGUGAAGAGGCCAAAGAAGUCUGGCUUGGGGAAUACAUGUUUUUUAAAAGAAAACAUAAGUCCAACAAUUCCUUAUCAAAGGUGGCUGAUGAAGAUCCAAAUAAGAAAAAGGACAUUAAUAUAAUUGACAACUUGAAGGAUGCCCAUCCAAAUUUUUCCCUCCACGAAUUUUAG